Adineta ricciae is the source of this 783-nucleotide messenger RNA. Lineage: Eukaryota; Metazoa; Rotifera; Eurotatoria; Adinetida; Adinetidae. The record is from the annotation of a GenBank genome assembly.
AUGGACCCGCUUGAACAACCAUAUCUUCAUCUGCAUUUUCCUGCUUUAUUUCGUUCAGCAAUUAUCUUAUUCUAUCAAGGGAAAGUUGCUUUCUCCUCUGAUCGAUUCUGCGCUUAUUGGUACGUGUUGACCUCCUUUCUAAAUAUGAGUUCUGUACAACUGAAUGCAUAUCUAUCCAUUGAACGUUAUUUUCUCAUCUUUCACAAUCCAUUUCUCAUCAAACACAAGAUCAUCGUACACUAUAUUCCGAUGGUUACAUUCAUUGUUAUGCCGUUCGUGUACGUCGUCUAUGUGGUCAACUUUAUGCCAUGUGUAAAUCAUUUUGAUUACCAUUCAUGGGCAUGUGGUACUGCUUGUUAUCUUACUCAUCCAGUGACAGGAACAUUUUCCUGGGUGUUUGCUAUCAUCGCGCCUCUGAUUGUGAUGAUCAUCUCGAACACAUUUCUCAUUGCACGUGUACUUUAUUUCAAAAAGCGAAUGAUGCAACGACGGAUCUGGUAUAAGAAUCGUAAAAUGCUCUUGCAGCUUCUGUCUCUAGUUGGAAUGUUAUACAUUUCUUGGAUGCCUUCAGGCAUCACAUCAAUCAUCAAUAAUUAUUAUCCAACUUCGAUUUCCAUGGAAUUGACUUUUAAUUGGACAUUGAUUUGCUUCAUUUAUGUUGCCACCCUCUUUUCACCACUGACGACUAUUUUGGCAAUACCGGAACUGAAAGAGGAAAUCUUUCGAAGUCUCAAUCAAUGGACAAAACCUAAAACUAGUGCCCGAAUUAUUCCCGCAGCAUAA